GAAUACUUCCCACGCACGAUUAUGGAGAAUCAAGGAAAGGAAAACGACGGUGGUGAAAUCGAAAUCGAGGAAAUCGCUGAGGAUUUCCAGUGUUGUGUUUGCCUGGAGCUUCUGUACAAACCAAUUGUACUAGGGUGUGGGCACAUAGCAUGUUUCUGGUGUGUACAUUACUCAAUGGAUUCAUGGAAAGGGUCUCACUGCCCAAUUUGCCGCCGCCAGUAUCACCAUUUCCCCAGUAUCUGCAGAUUGAUGCAUUUCUUGCUCAAGGAGCUGUAUCCUAUAGCCUAUAAAAGAAGGGAAAUGCAAAUGACAGAAGAAGAGAAGGAAUUAGAAAUUAUAUCUCCACAGCUUGAAGAUUCUGCCUCUGAGUAUUGCUCUAAAGAGCUUUCUGCUAAGGACUGCUCUUCAUCACAUUCUACCAUGGCUUCGCAAAGAUCUGAUUCUGCACUUGUAGGAGAAUCUUCUUCCCUGGUUCAUGCUUCAUCUCAUAUCAGUACUACCGUGUCAAGUUGUAAACCAACUGCUGAUGCAACCAAAAACUCCAAUGAUGGGGAUGAAGUUAAAGCAGAAUUUGCUAAACGGGAGUUUGUGACUAACUUAAAUUGCAGGAUAUGUGAGCAGUUGUUAUGCCGCCCUGUAGUUCUUAAUUGUGGCCAUGUAUACUGUGAGGGGUGUAUUGUUAACCAAUGUGAUAAGUUGUGUAGAUGCCCAGCUUGUCAAAUGGAGCACCCGAAUGGGUACCCAAAUGUAUUUUUGGUUCUAGACCAUUUCCUUGAAGGGAAAUUUCCCGAGUAUGCAUCUAGGAAAAAUACUUAUCUCAACAAAUCUGAUUCGCAAUGCAAAAGCAGCUCAACAGGUCCUGUGCGAACAAAAGCUGGCCAAUCUUCAGAAGUCCAUGAAUAUGGUCACGGGGCAUUUGUACCCAACAUUCACGGUCAAGGGUCCAAGAUUCACUAUGGUGCUGGUUGUGAUUAUUGUGGGAUGCUUCCUAUUAUCGGGGAUCGCUACAGAUGCAAAGAUUGCAAAGAAAAGAUCGGGUUUGAUCUGUGUGGAGCUUGUUAUAACAGUUCGUCGAAGUUACCAGGCAAAUUUAAUCAGCAGCAUAGACCGGAGCAUAACUUUGAACUCAUACAGGCACCACAAACAAGCUGGAUACGGAUGUAUGGUCAACAAUUUGUGCAGUUCGUGUACGAGGAUUCCUCAGAGCAUGGUUCUGCCCCAGAUGAUCCUGAGGAUAGUGCACCAAGCCCAAUUUCCCUAAAUGAUAAUGGGGAAGAACGUUCCAGCCAAUAGUGCAGUGGGCGGAAUUUUCCCAAAUGAUAGUUGGCAAAACCUCAACACUGCCCAUUUUCAUCCCGCAAGCUUAACUCAGUGAUUCAAGGGUCACUCUGGAAGUGUUGCUUCAGUGGCAGGGUGGGGUUACCCUCUACUGGGGGACCUAAAGCCCAAAAAGGUGAAGAGCGGUGAUGAAGACUUGUUGUGUGCAGACUCAUUUUCGGACAGGCAACAUAGAGGAACAGGAAGUAGUUGACUUGGCGAACUGCAGUUUAGAAAUACUACAGAUUCGAAACAAAAUAAAAGUAUUUGUUUUCUUUAUAUAAUAAGAUACUCGUAUAAAACUACCAACCAAAAUCUUGAGUAUCAAUAGUGUUAGGAUCAAGUGCUUAUCACUAUGUUUAUUUCUUUAUAUAUACUGCUAUAUUUUGAGAGGUAGAGUGUUGCUCUUGGCUCUUUAGACCUCCACCUAACAAUAUCCUAGUCAUUUGACCAGUAAAUAGUAUUGAGGCUCCUAUGUAAUAGGACAGGUCAAUUGUAUAAAGAAGAUAUGUAAUAGGACUUGGUUCUGUUCCAUUUGAUCCAAUGGAGAACACUGGUGGCUCAAUUUCCACAAUGGACAGUGCAGAAGACACCAUCCCUUGUCUAGAUGCCCCGGGGAACAAUGCUGCAGGUGCACCUUCCCAAAAUGAGAACAGAGAAGACCAAAACUCUACUUCAGAUAACAGAGUGGAUAGUGCAUAAGGGCCAUAAAGGAGUUAAUAGUUUUGUUUCACUAGCAGUCAUGAGAUGUAGGGUUCAAUUGCCUCUGUUGUGGGCAUCAAUGUACAAGCACUUUAGAGAACUUAUAGGUCUCCCGCAAUCUACCUUCUCAACCAAGGCUCCAGAGUAAGGGCGGUGGGGCCUUCAGCAUUGGGGUGCAAUCGUUUUUCAUUUGCUACCAAA
Ipomoea triloba (trilobed morning glory) is the source of this 2220-nucleotide messenger RNA. RefSeq names its product E3 ubiquitin-protein ligase PRT1. Gene Ontology annotation, biological process: proteasome-mediated ubiquitin-dependent protein catabolic process. Lineage: Eukaryota; Viridiplantae; Streptophyta; Magnoliopsida; Solanales; Convolvulaceae. The record is from RefSeq and is a predicted model, not a curated record. The transcript has 7 exons. Gene Ontology annotation, molecular function: zinc ion binding; ubiquitin protein ligase activity. Bases 22 to 1293 code for a protein of 423 amino acids.